Daphnia magna is the source of this 405-nucleotide messenger RNA. RefSeq names its product ATP-dependent RNA helicase DRS1-like. Lineage: Eukaryota; Metazoa; Arthropoda; Branchiopoda; Diplostraca; Daphniidae. The record is from RefSeq and is a predicted model, not a curated record.
AUGUAUAGUUACGACAUGGAGAAUCCCGUUGCCUCAUCACUAAUUGACUCCCCACUCGAUCCCUUCAAGGAAAGAGACAACGACCAGGAUGGUGACAUGAAAAACCUCGAGCACGGGAAUGAAAAUAAUUCCUCGGAAUCGGAUGAUGAAGAAAAUAAAGAACAAGAUAUUCAUGAACUGGAAACCGAGGAGAAAAUGCCAAUGGUUGAAGCCAACGUCCCACUAGUCAGUGACAGAAAUGUCACUGACGCACAGCUAGUUGGUGUUCAUCCAGAAGCGGAACCCGAAAAGGAAAAAGAACAAAUGCUCCCACAAGAAAAUGAUGAAGCUCCUUUACGCAGAUCACGCAUAACAUGCAAAAAGGUAAAAGCAUUGGCUUACCAACAUCCGACGACGAGGCCAUGA